Homarus americanus (American lobster) is the source of this 453-nucleotide messenger RNA. RefSeq names its product aspartate and glycine-rich protein-like. The transcript is spliced from 2 exons. NCBI's taxonomy places the organism in Eukaryota, Metazoa, Arthropoda, Malacostraca, Decapoda, Nephropidae. Bases 1 to 453 code for a protein of 150 amino acids. The record is from RefSeq and is a predicted model, not a curated record.
AUGGUUGGGGGUCGUCCCGAUGGUUGGAGGUCGUUCCGAUGGUUGGGGGUCGCACUGGUGGUUGGAGGUCGUACCGGUGGCUUUGAGGGUUACAACACAAAAGGUCCUCACACCAAUAUUGUGACCCAGGGCGACAAAUACAAUGACGACGACUACAACGACCAGUACAAUGACGACGACUACAACGACCAGUACAAUGACGACGACUACAACGACCAGUACAAUGACGACGACUACAACGACCAGUACAAUGACGACGACUACAACGACCAGUACAAUGACAACGACUACAACGACCAGUACAAUGACGACGACUACGACGACCAGUACAAUGACGACGACUACAACGACCAGUACAGUGACGACGACUACAACGACCAGUACAAUGACGACGACUACAACGACCAGUACAAUGACGACGACUACAACGACCAGUACAAUGACGACGACUAA